AAGGCGGAAGCGGCGGCGGGAUGGGGCGGUGCGGGGCCGUGCUGCGCCUGGCCCUGGAGGGGAACAUCGCCGUGGGGAAAUCCACCUUCCUGAAGCUGCUGGGUGCCACCUUCCCCGAGUGGCACUUGGUGACCGAACCCGUGGCACAAUGGCAGAAGGUGCCGGCCGGCGGCACGGCGGAGGGGUCUGUGGGCUCCACCAACCUUCUCCAGAUGAUGUACCAGGAGCCGGCUCGAUGGUCCUACACCUUCCAGACCUUCUCCUGCAUCAGCCGGCUGAAGGCCAUGCUGGAGCUGCCGCCCGAGCGGCUCCCCGGGAACCCCCACCCCGUGUGCGUCUUCGAGCGUUCCGUCUACAGCGACAGGUACGUCUUUGCCCAGAACCUCUUUGAGGCCGGGCACCUGCAGCCGCUGGAGUGGGCCGUUUACCAGGACUGGCACGGCUUCCUCCUGCGGCAGCUGGGGCCCCGCGCCGCCCUCCACGGCUUCCUCUACCUGCGGGCGACGCCACAGACGUGCCUGGAGCGGCUGCGGCGGAGGGCGAGGAGCGAGGAGGAGGGGAUCCAGCUGGGGUACCUGCAGCAGCUCCACGCCCAGCAUGAGCGCUGGCUGGUGGAGAAGACCACGGAGGUCCACUUUGCGGACAUGAAGCACGCGCCUGUCCUGGUGCUGGACGUGGACAAGGACUUCGAGCACGACACGGCUCUGCAGGGCGUCCUCAUGGCGCAGGUGGGCGCGGCUGGGGCAGCAUGGAUCGCAGGCACCUCGCUGCCAGGAGCACCGGGACGCGGUCAGAGUCAUGCUGACCUCCAGCCCUCUGCCUCAUCUUCAUUUUUCCAUGGAAAAAACCAAUAAUUUCUACACCCUUGCUCCAAGGUGGUUUAAACCUCAGCCGUCCCGGCGCCAUCCCGGUGCCAGGGUCCUAACCAGCUUCUCCUUGCAGGUGGAGGCUUUUGUGACAGCGCUGUGAGCCGAAGCUUUGCCAUCGUGCCCCGACCCUCUCUGAGCGUGGCAGCAGCGUCCCUGCCCGCUGGUGCCCGCACCGGGGAGAGGGGCAUCACCAGGAAAGGGGCAUCACCACCGUGAGCUCUGGCCAGAGAUCGCGAUGCCGUGGACAAGGGACAAGUCCCGGUCCCCAACUGUCCCCCUCGGCCCUUUUGUUUUGGGCGAGGGGCGUAAUUAAGGCACCGACAGCACCAAAGGGGAUGGUUUUGAGGUGAAUAAUUGGAGGCACAGCCACGUGCCGAGCCUCGGGGCAGUGUGGUGCACUCCCUCCGUGAGCUUGGGGGACCGGGUUGCCGCCGCGCCCCCCUCCCCAUCUCUGGGGCUCCCAGCCGGGGGUGCCGGAGCUGGGGAUGCUCCGUAAGGUGGAUUUAGUGCGCUGGUUAAAUUCCAAUGGGAAAUCAUUGUGGCUCAUGUUUAAGUUAUGCCAACUCCAUGUUUUAUUAUUUUAUACAUUUUUUUUCCCCUUAAAUUAAAAACAAAUGACUUU
Grus americana (Whooping crane) is the source of this 1491-nucleotide messenger RNA. It is a transcript of the gene DGUOK, whose product is annotated as deoxyguanosine kinase. Gene Ontology annotation, biological process: nucleobase-containing compound metabolic process. The record is from RefSeq and is a predicted model, not a curated record. NCBI's taxonomy places the organism in Eukaryota, Metazoa, Chordata, Aves, Gruiformes, Gruidae. The coding region runs from base 21 to 854 and encodes 277 amino acids. Gene Ontology annotation, molecular function: deoxyguanosine kinase activity; ATP binding. Gene Ontology annotation, cellular component: cytoplasm; mitochondrion. The transcript is spliced from 6 exons.